Clunio marinus is the source of this 816-nucleotide messenger RNA. NCBI's taxonomy places the organism in Eukaryota, Metazoa, Arthropoda, Insecta, Diptera, Chironomidae. The record is from the annotation of a GenBank genome assembly.
AUGAAUUUAAAGAUAAUUUUAAUAAAUUUAUUGUGCGUUUUGAUAACUUUCACAAGUUCCAAUGAACUUGAAGGUGAAAAAUUAUUAAGUAGACAGAAACGAAAGUUGUUGUUUCCACAGUUCACCGUUCUUCAAAUUUCGAUGUGCUUUGUUUCUCAAGUUUCUUACAUUCCAAGCCACAAAGUAGCAGUCAAUAAUGGAUUUCAGAUUAAUUACAGACUUCCAUACAUACUCUCGGAAUUUUACAGCCCAAUCUUUUGGGCACGAUCAUUCGCGAACCAAUCAUCAAAUCUUCUUUUGAAUUUCGUCGAACGAAUGGCUGCAGAUGAGAACAACGAUAAUGAUGAAGAUUCGAAUGAAGAUGAAAUGGAAGAAGAAUUAAUUGAUGGCGAUGAUAUUGAAUCAGAUGAUGAAGAAUCAUCAGAUGAAAUUACAACAGUUGAAAAGCGAAGACGACGAAGAAAACGUGAUUCCAACGAAAAUGGUGACAUCAGUGCUGGUUUAUUUUAUUCAGGCAUAAGAAACUCAAUGGCUUUUGCGGGAUAUCAUGAAGAUUGUUUAAUAAAAUGUGUUUGUGAGCUUGCGAAACAUCCACUGGAACAUGAUCACGACAAUCUUAUCAACGAAGUUACGCAUUUCAUCCUAACUCCAUCUCGCCAUCAAUCGUUCGACUCUAAAUUCGAAACAGAAGAAAAGAAGAUUUUUGAGGAAGCUGAAAAAUUGGGAAGUUCUGGUGCGGAUUGCGAUAAGCUUUAUGGAAAUUGCAAAGUUUCACCUUUAGAUAUAAUUUCAAAUUUUAUUAAUCAUUCAAAUUAA